CCCAGUGUCUAAUGUCCUAAACUGUCUAAUGUCUAAUACUGUGUAGGUUUUUCAUGAAUCAUGAUCCAUCAACUCUGUUAAAUAUUAUCGGCAAUAGCCAAUCACACAUAAUAACUCGCCGUCUUCUCGUCCUUUCGAUCACAGUUGUUAAAUUUUACCUUAAUAAUUGGCACCCUGUACAAGGGUCCAAAUCAUCCACAAAUCAACUACUACCGGGUAAUGAAUCAGAUAAACAAAAGUUGCAGGUUUCUGCAAUUGGAUGUCCUAAACAAGUUUAAUCUAUGGUCUUAUUGUAUCAGUUACACACAAACCUGUGUUAUUGAGUUGCAAGACCUCUACCCGCUCCAUUCGCUACGCGAUACUUGUUAGUGUCUAUUCUUUCUUUAUUGUCAUGAACAUAGCAUUGUGGAAGAACGAUUGAGCAGCCUUUAGGAUUUAUGUUUUUAUGCAUGCGUGGCGUAAGAAUCGAUAUGAGGAUGCAAUGCCUGGAUACAAAAUUCUUUACCUCUUCAACUUCUCUGGCGCCAAUACAACUUCCUUCCCGAAUGGAAACUCAUCUUUGGUAUGUUAUACCUAAUGAAGUUAAGAGUGAACAACUCUUAAACAAAUACUUGGAAUUUCUACCAAAAUCUGAAAAAGAACAUGUUUUUAGCUUGCGUGGCGAUGAAUUGCAAAAAGGAGCUCUGCUUGCUCGUGCUCUUGUUCGUACUACCAUUGCAAGAUAUCAGAUAAAUCAAGUUAGUCCAAGGUCUUUGAAGUUUAGGAAGAACAUCCAUGGGAAGCCUGAGGUAGACUGGCAACAGAUUGAGGAUUGGCAUCCUCAACAAUUGCAUUUCAAUAUUUCACAUACCAAAUCUCUAGUAGCAUGUGGAGUGUCGACGCAUAAUCCAAUUGGCAUAGACAUAGAAGAAAAGGAACGGAAGAUUAAACACAGUAUCUCAUCAUUUGCUAAAAGAUACUUUUCCCAGCAAGAGGUGCAACUAUUAUGUUCUAUUUCAGACCCUGAAAUUCAGCGCCAGGAGUUCAUAAAAUUAUGGACACUCAAGGAGGCAUAUGUUAAAGCAUUAGGAAGGGGAUUUUCUGGAUCACCAUUCCAAACUCUUACCAUCCGGUCUGUAGCUGAUAGCAAAGAAAGCUUUCAUCUUUCUGAAAGUUCCAGUUUUGAGAAUUCUGACAUAGUGGUCGAGUCUUUAGAGGAUUCUGCCAACCUCACAGGCGAUUGGCAAUUUGCACUCUUGGAAUUGGUUGGGUCUCAUUAUGCUGCCAUUUGCUUAAGAAAGGACUGUGCCAAUAAAUAUAAAAGCCAUCCUAUGAAAAUGAGUGUGUGGAGGACAAUUCCACUUGUUGAAGAUGAAUAUGUUUCCGGGACUGAUUCUGUCAUAGCUGUUGGGGGGCUAAUGUAAGCAGCAAUUUUUGUGCAAGUUAACUAACCGGUUAUAGUUGUUGCUGGCAUGAUGUAAUCAUGAUUUCAGAUUGGUAUUGCAAGUAUUUAACUAAUGGUAUUGAAUGUGUUUUCGAGAUAAAUUGGUCCUCUUGAUCUUGUAUCUAGGGAUUACAACUUACAAUUGUGUAGACUAGCUAGAGAGGUUAAUGAGGUAUGACAUUUGAUCUAACUGUUCUGGAUUGUAUUGCAAUUGUAAUGCUUACAAUUAUUUAUAUGAGAAGCAAAGAUUGCUGUUGCA
Molecule: messenger RNA, 1682 nt
Organism: Daucus carota subsp. sativus
Lineage: Eukaryota; Viridiplantae; Streptophyta; Magnoliopsida; Apiales; Apiaceae
Exons: 10
Coding region: 438-1403 (321 amino acids)
Biological process (GO): fatty acid biosynthetic process
Cellular component (GO): cytosol
Molecular function (GO): holo-[acyl-carrier-protein] synthase activity; magnesium ion binding
Source: RefSeq, a predicted model, not a curated record